AUGUCCCCCUUUCCCAUCUCCGAACUAACCAUCUUCGGCUUCCAUGAUGCCCUCCGCCAGCAGCAGACAACCUGCGCCGCCGUCGUUCGCGCCUACCUAGCACGCAUUGCGGAGUACGACCACACCCUCAAGACACUGCUCUGCCUCAAUCCAGACGCAGAGCACCUAGCCACCCAAAAGGACAUCGAGACUACAGAACUACUCAAACGCAAUGAACCAUUCCCACUUCUCCACGGCGUGCCCAUCGUCCUAAAGGACAACUUCGGCACUUGCGGCCUCCCAACCACCGCCGGCACAAAAGCGCUAGCGAACAUGCGCACCCGCGAGGACAGUGACGUCGUGGCACAGCUACUCCGCGCCGGCGCAAUUAUACUUGGAAAGACGAAUCUGCAUGAAUUUGCCCUGCACGGGACAACGGUCUCCUCGCUCGGUGGCCAGACUCUCAAUCCCUACGACUUAUCGCGCACACCCGGCGGCUCGUCGGGCGGGACAGGUGCGGCGCUAGCGGCGAAUUUGGCGCUGGUAGGGACGGGGACGGACACGAAUAACUCGCUGCGGUCUCCGGCGUCGGCGUGUGCGAUUGUUGGAUUCCGGCCGACGUGGGGGGUUGUCUCGACGAGGGGCAUUGUGCCUGUGUCCGAGACGCAGGAUUGUGCGGGGCCCAUGGCGAGAACGGUUGACGACGUCCAGGUGGUCUUUAACGUUAUGCGAGGACAGAAGCAGACUCAGAUGCAGAGCGGUUCUCGAUCGUCUGGGCGUACGCUCCGGAUUGGUAUAUUGGAUGCAUACUUCGGGGUGGAAGAACCGGAUCACGAAGGCACGGAGCUGCAGGCUGAGAACGAAGAGAUCCAAUCGACCGUCCGCAAAGCACUAGCCUCUUUCCAGGAAGAGAACAAGGAAACAAUAACCCUCGUGCCCAUUGCGGCAUCGAGCCACGAAGACUGGAGCUUCGCCAAUCUCCGCGAAAACGCCGACACCCAACGCUUCGAAUUCAAGUUCUUCCUCGAUGAAUUCCUCCAGUCGCCACUAAUCGAGUACUCAGACCACCGCUCAUUAGAAUCAAUAGCUGAUAGCGGCGACUACCACACCCAGGCCGUGACCGCUGCGUUUGAUGCGGGACUGAAAGACCCAGUGACAUUCUCGCGCACGAGCGAGGCAUAUCGCGAGAGGUUACAGAGAAUCCAUGCCCUGACAGAAGAGGUCCAGCGGGUUUUCGAUGAUAACCAGCUUGAUGCGCUGGCGUACCCGCAUCAGCGGAGACUGGUUGUUCCCACGGGGGGACGGCGCAGGCGGGUAGGAAUGGGAUCUUGGCUGCUUUGA
This is a messenger RNA of Penicillium riverlandense, 1320 nucleotides long. RefSeq names its product amidase. The record is from RefSeq and is a predicted model, not a curated record. Bases 1 to 1320 code for a protein of 439 amino acids. The transcript has a single exon. NCBI's taxonomy places the organism in Eukaryota, Fungi, Ascomycota, Eurotiomycetes, Eurotiales, Aspergillaceae.